Messenger RNA from Cladophialophora yegresii CBS 114405, 4332 nucleotides. RefSeq lists its product as uncharacterized. The record is from RefSeq and is a predicted model, not a curated record. Gene Ontology annotation, cellular component: nucleus. Gene Ontology annotation, biological process: protein polyubiquitination; DNA damage response. The coding region runs from base 1 to 4332 and encodes 1443 amino acids. NCBI's taxonomy places the organism in Eukaryota, Fungi, Ascomycota, Eurotiomycetes, Chaetothyriales, Herpotrichiellaceae. The transcript has a single exon. Gene Ontology annotation, molecular function: ubiquitin protein ligase activity; ATP binding; ATP-dependent chromatin remodeler activity.
AUGGAGGAAAUCGAUGAGCGGGCCUCGAAAAGACGACGAAUAUCAAGACACGCCGACUCGACCCUUCCUGCUCCGUUCUCGGACUAUAUUGUGCUCGCUCGGGCGAAAUGCACAGAUGUAUCCACCGAUGCGUGGCUUCCCCCUCCAAGAGAUGGCUCGAUUAUGGCAGUCAAUCUGCGGAAUGUGACGCGAUGCGAAGGAGGCUUUGAAAUCGAAUUCGCGGGUGGAAAAUGGGCUCGUGAGAAGCGAUUUUUCACAGAGGACUUGCCGCACGAGGAUCUGCAGAUUUUGGAAGAUGUCAGGAAGCUCGAAUCGGUGGCGAGAUACAAACAUCCUGCGGCGCUGCCGCUUGCCUGCGCCCAUGCCUUCAUCCGACCGGACGGUCAGGAUACCACUUUUGAGGUCUCCAUUCUGUGGCAAGACACAAUCGCCCUGAGGGACAGGGUAGACCCCGCACUGCUUGAUAUUCUCGCCAGGUAUAUGCCGCCGACAAGGCCCAUGCCGUCUCUGUUCGCACCGUGGGAGCCCCGGCAGUUCUACGACAACGUGCAUGUCCCGGAGAAGACAGAAGCCGAUUCUGCCGAACUCAAAAUUCCAGCUCUGGAAUCGACGUUGUUUCCCUUCCAGAGACGUGCUGUUAGAUGGCUUCUUGCACGAGAAGGCGUGGUCGAGCAAUCUGAUGGGAGCUUCGGGCCCGGGAAAGGGCAGCCGACAGAUCAACCUCUGCAGGGGUUCGAGAUGCAUAAUACCUGGUCUGGCGAAAGCUGUCUUGUCAAUCACGCCUUGGGUGUUGCAUCUACAGAUCUGGCCGCUGUCAGGCAACAUUUCGUGGCACCGAAAGGCGGAGUUCUCGCGGAUGAAAUGGGCCUUGGUAAGACUCUGGAGAUCAUUGCUCUAAUGUGUUUGCACCCCAGACCAAUGCAGUCCGUGGAACCCUCCGAUUUGCUACCGUCAUCCGCAACCCUCAUCAUUACGCCUCCGUCGAUCCUCGAACAGUGGAAGAGUGAGAUCCAGGAACAUGCCCCCAGUCUGCGUGUGUACCAUUACCAAGGGUUGAGCAGCUUCAAGAAAUCAGGCGAAUCGUUCCUCGAAAGUCUCGUUGACCAGGACGUAGUCUUGACCACGUACAAUGUCAUCGCAAAAGAGGUGCACUAUGUCUCAGAAAAACCUGAUCGCAACUUGCGGAACAAGAAGAGGCGCGAGAAACCGCCCAAAAGUCCGUUGACGCAGAUUUCCUGGUGGCGUGUGUGUUUGGAUGAAGCGCAGAUGGUAGAAAGUGGUGUAUCUGCGGCGGCCACCGUGGCACGGCUUAUCCCGCGAGACCAUGCGUGGGCUGUCACAGGCACUCCGCUGCGGAAGGGCCACCGAGAUUUGUUUGGCUUGUUGCUGUUCCUCCGAUAUGCUCCGUGGUGUCGAUCGCCUCGGCUAUGGGAUCAUCUCGUCACAUACUACCGAUCGAUGUUACGAGACAUGCUUGGGGAAGUCGUGAUGAGACAUUCGAAAGACUUUGUGCGGGAAGACCUACGGCUACCGCCCCAGAACCGUCACACCAUUACCAUCCCUUUUACCCCUAUCGAAGAACAGCACUAUACCCAGCUAUUCCAAGACCUUUGUGAAGACCUGGAUCUCGAUCGCACAGGUGCGCCUCUCACGGACGAAUGGGAUCCAGAAUCGCCUGCGGUGGUUGAAAAGAUGCGGACUUGGCUGACCCGACUUCGCCAAACCUGCUUGCACCCCGAAGUCGGCGGGCGCAACAGGCGCGCGUUAGGGCGAAAGACAGACGGACCUCUUCGCACAGUCGAGGAAGUGCUGGACGUGAUGAUCGAUCAGCACGAAGGUCAACUGCGUACGGCACAACGCGCUCGUCUCAUGGCAAAGUUGAGGAGAGGACAACUCAAAGAAAACGCCAAGGCAAGUCAAGAGGCGAUCAAGAUUUUUCAAGAAGCCUACCACGAAUCCCGCGUCGUGGUACAGGAAUGUGGUAAACAGUUUGAUCAGGCUCGUCUGUCUUUGGGUGUCACCAAGGAGCAAGGGAUCGUCAGUAAGGACAAGGAAGGCGACGAAGAGACAAAUCUCCGCUUAUCGACUCUGAAUGCUCGAUUGCGGUCCGCCCUGGAAAUGCACCACACUGCCUGUUUCUUCAUGGCGAAUGUAUUCUUCCAGCUCAAGUCAGUUCAUCCCCCGGAGAGUGACCUAUUUCAGCACAUCGAGGAAAAGGAAACAGCGGCAUACGAGAAGGCAAAGUCAAUCCGUGGCGAGUUGUUGAAAGGGGUCACCCGGCAUGUGAACAAAUUGGUGACAACGGUCAGAGCGAAUCUUGCUGACGGAUCCACCCAAAUCCCCAUGAUGGAAGCGCCGACAGGCUUCGGCGGCAUCGAGAGCAAGAAGAUUUUCGAAAAGCUUCACUUCUUUUGUGAAGCCAUGAAUGCUCAAGCAGAACAGUUCCAUGAACUCCAGAAAAAGAUGGCAGACUUUUUGAGCCAAGCACUCAUUGAUGAGGACGAGGGUGUCGAACUGCAAGGUGACGAGUACGAGAGCUCGACGAAGCAUCAAGACGAGAUGUACGCGAUCAUGGAAGCCCUCAGAGCUUUGCUGGCCGACCGCAAUGAGGCCAUCAGUGGUCAGGAGAACAUGCUCAUCAAACAGGAGAUGAAGCAAUUCCUGCGUGUCGCAAAGGAAGGCGAAGGUCCGGCUCCCGACGUGAUGCUUCGGCUUCUGGCGGAACGUGAACAAAAACGUGUAAAAGUCAGUGAGUUUGGUAGCCUGAGGGGCAUCAUCGCCCAGCUGAGACAAAUGGUCUCGUCUUUGCAGUGGCAGGAAGGCAACAACCAGAGCCGUGCGAGCCACGAGCUGGUCAUCCUGGAGCGACUCCUGAAACACAUGCAGCAACUCGGCGCGGCACAGGUCAAGGCUCUGACGACUCUCGAACAGGAUGUCAAUCACUUCCGAGACACGAUGAACAGCCGGCUGGAGUAUUACCGAGCACUGCAAAAGCUAUCUGACCAGGUUGCCCCCUACCAAGAGGACUCGAUCGGACAGCUGCUUGAUGACCGACUCUAUCAGAGCUUCCUUGUCGAUGAGACGAGGCUACAGCAGAAGAUUGACUCCAUAUCGGCCAAACUCCGGUACCUGGUCCACAUGAAGACGGACGACUCGAAGUCCACGGCACCCAGAGUCUGCCUGAUCUGCACCGACCAAUUCGAAGUCGGGGCAAUGACCUCCUGCGGCCACAGCUUUUGCAAGGAGUGCGUCAUGCUGUGGUAUAGCCAACACCACAACUGUCCAGUGUGUAAGACCAGGUUGCCUCCCAAUGGGUUUUACGACAUCACAUACAAACCUGCCGAAAUUGCGGUACAGGCCGAGUCUCCUUCUACCUCCACCACUUCGUCGCCAGGCUCACGCUCUGAACGCCACCACGACCAAUCAAUCUAUUCCGACAUCAGUACGACGAUGUUGAACCAGAUCAAAAAUGUCGAUAUCCGAGGCCCCAGCUACGGCAGCAAGAUCGACUUUCUCUGUCGCCAUCUGAUGUGGCUUCGCGAGCAUGAUCCCGGGUCCAAGUCGAUCAUCUUCUCGCAAUACCGGGAAUUCAUCGACGUCAUCGCUCUCGCGUUCCAAGCCGUCAACAUUUCGUGCACCCGCAUCGAUGUGAAAAAUGGCACCGAGAAGUUCAAAUCCGACCCAUCCAUCGAGUGUUUCCUGCUCCACGCGAAAGCGCACUCGACGGGGUUGAAUUUGGUUAUUGCAAACCACGUCUUUCUCUGCGAACCGCUGAUCAACACGGCGAUCGAACUGCAGGCGAUAGCCCGCGUGCACAGAAUCGGCCAACACCGCUCGACAAACGUGUGGAUGUACCUGGUCGCCGACACGGUCGAGGAGUCCAUCUACGACAUCAGCGUCACGAGGCGAUUGGCUCAUAUGCGAAGUAACAGCAGCAGUAGCGGAGAGGACGCCAACGCCAAAGGUAAAGGCAAGAGCAAGAGUAAAUCGACCACCACGGCGUCGGUGUCGGCGUCGAUUUCGGGAACGAACACCCCUCUUCGCUCAGACAAUAAAGCCCUUCAGGAAAACGAAAACGCCAUCGACGCCGCCAAUUCCAUGGAAUUGCAAGCCGCGGACCUCAGCCGCCUGCUCACGGCCGGCAAGUCCGGCGGGGAGAUGGUCGACAAGGAAGACCUCUGGGGAUGCUUGUUCGGACGGAUCAGCGCGCGCCGGGAUGGAGGUUCGGCCACAGGCUUGGGUGCCCUAGUAGAAAGCCAGCCUGCGAAUACCGAGGUCGCGAGGUUUUUAAGGGCAGAGGCGGCGAGCGAGAGGGCCGGGCAGUCGGGUUGA